CGUCCCGAUGGCCAACCGCUCGCAGUGCCUGGAGGACGCCCCCUUCCGCGCCUGGGACCCCCGCGCCCCGCCGCCUCCUCCGUACAGCGAGGCGCAGCGCCUGGCCCUGGAGGAGCUGGUGGGCGGCGGAGGGAGGGCGGCCUUCGUGGCUUUCCUGCGGCGGGAGAAGCUGCGCCCGUUCCUCUCGGAGCCCGAGAUCCAGGGCCUCCUCCGCAGCGCCCGCCCUCCGCCGCCGCCGCCGCCGGAGGAGAGCCUGGCCUCGCAGGAGCGGCUGAACGCCUCCUCCUCCCUGGACUGCUCCUCGCUCACCUACUUCCCGCUGCAGUCCGACGCGGAGCCUCCGGUGCUGGAGCUCGGGUGGCCGGGCUUCGUCAGCGGGUCCUUCCGGGGACUCACCCGCGUCGAGACCUACUUCCAGCCCAGCUUCGGGGAGAGCGUCUACCCCUGCAAGGAGGCCGUCCGCAGGCAGAUCCGCUCCGCCAAAGAGGUUAUUGCUAUAGUCAUGGACUCCUUCACAGAUCUGGACAUUUUUGGUGAUCUCCAAGAAGCAUGUAGAAAAAGGCUGGUUCCAGUCUAUAUUCUUUUGGAUCAGGCAUUUCUUACUCAUUUCAUGGCAAUGUGCAGAAAUCUAGAAUUCUGUCCUGAACAGGAAAAUCUGAUGAGAGUCCGAACAAUUACAGGCAACACUUAUUAUGCAAGAUCAGGAGCCAAGAUAAUAGGGAGUGUUCAUGAGAAGUUCAUGUUGGUUGAUGGUGUAAGAGUAACUACAGGCUCCUACAGUUUCACAUGGACUGAUGGGAAGUUAAAUAGCAGUAACUUGUUGCUACUCUCAGGUCAAGUGGUUGAACAUUUUGACUUGGAGUUCCGGAUCCUUUAUGCACAAUCAAAGCCUAUUGACUCAAAGCUACCAUCCAGCUGCAGGAACAGUGGUGCCCACGAACAUAUAGCUAACAAAACAACACCUUGCAAAGAUUUCACUGUGGGUAACCUUCUGAGAGCUGAGUUUGCCAGGCUUUCAAGCAGUCCUCAAAAGCUUGAGCGAGAGCUGCUACUAGCUAAAGAGCUCCAAGGGUUAACUCAAAGGGGUAAUGCUAAACACCCACACCUUAGUAGUGAGGAAGACCUACACAAUGCUCCUGAAGCCUUAGCAAAGCCUAAAAAGACAGUCAGUCUGUCAACUCAGACUGAACCAUUGGAAGAGAAGCCCAUGACAGCACUCUUUAGUUGUGCCACACAAACCAGUAUUUCAGUGGCAACUGCGACCACACAGACAACAACUCGCUCCAGAAUGGUGGGCACACAGACAACUGUUCUGUUCAAGACUGCCACAACACAAACAGACCAGAAGCCAGCUGUGGAAGUGGCUGCGGAUCAGACUGUACCUGAGCAGAGACCUCCUGAUCAGAGAGUGCCUUCUAAAGAAGGAUCUCCUGUUUCUAGGAAGUCCACAUCAACUUCUUCUAGUGGGUGGUCAGUUUCUUCCCUGUCUUCCCAGUGCUCUCGGGCAAGUUCUGCUGGUUCACUGUCAUCCCUUAGAUCCAUGGACUACUCUGUCAACCAUCGGGGAGACUAUUUCCGCAAACAAAACAAGGAGAGGGAGUUCCACUAUUCUGUCAUCCGGUGCAAACUUAACCACAUGGUUUCCAUGCUCUCCAGGAGGGGGAACAUUGUUGACAACUACAUAGCUUGCCAUCCCAUGAGGUGCAACUUAAAACCUAGGCACCAAAUCAGCACGAGCUUAAUAAACCUCCGGGAUUUUGCACUGUAUACAUCAAAUGACUGUUUCUGAGAAGUAGAGGAAUGGAAGACCUGGUGCACAUAAAGUAGCUGCUAUAUUAGAGUUGUUAGAAUGAAAACUGGAGAGGGCUCUUGUACCUAUAACAGUUGUGUAAAAGAAGGAAUUUCAGCAGGUGUCAUGUCACACAACCAGGUAAAAAGAAACACCUGC
Sceloporus undulatus (fence lizard) is the source of this 1948-nucleotide messenger RNA. RefSeq names its product protein FAM83D-like. Gene Ontology annotation, biological process: positive regulation of cell cycle G1/S phase transition; regulation of ERK1 and ERK2 cascade; protein localization to mitotic spindle. The record is from RefSeq and is a predicted model, not a curated record. Gene Ontology annotation, cellular component: cytosol; mitotic spindle pole. Lineage: Eukaryota; Metazoa; Chordata; Lepidosauria; Squamata; Phrynosomatidae. Bases 8 to 1789 code for a protein of 593 amino acids. The transcript has 4 exons.